Messenger RNA from Fasciola hepatica (liver fluke), 4095 nucleotides. The record is from the annotation of a GenBank genome assembly. Lineage: Eukaryota; Metazoa; Platyhelminthes; Trematoda; Plagiorchiida; Fasciolidae.
AUGGAUAGAGCCCACACGGGGACACGAACCAAAUUUGGGGUGAACGAAUGUCAGUCGAACACCCAAACCACAAGGCUAUCCGAUAUCGGUCUGAACGCUUUGUUCAACAGAUACACUACAUCAUAUGGCACAAUCCCCAAAUUGGCUUCGGCUUUCGCUUUCGCUUUGAACGGUAACAACCAAAUUCUCGCACACCGAUCCAAUCCUAUGUUCCAUCACUUCUCUAUUUAUGGGCCUAACUUGAACACUGAACUGACCACUGAAAAUGAUGGAAGCACUGUACAGCUGUUUGAUCCGCUAAGUGAAUCACGAGCACUGCACAUGGAUAGAGCCCACACGGGGACACGAACCAAAGUUGGGGUGAACGAAUGUCAGUCGAACACCCAAACCACAAGGCUAUCCGAUAUCGGUCUGAACGCUUUGUUCAACAGAUACACUACAUCAUAUGGCACAAUCCCCAAAUUGGCUUCGGCUUUCGCUUUCGCUUUGAACGGUAACAACCAAAUUCUCGCACACCGAUCCAAUCCUAUGUUCCAUCACUUCUCUAUUUAUGGGCCUAACUUGAACACUGAACUGACCACUGAAAAUGAUGGAAGCACUGUACAGCUGUUUGAUCCGCUAAGUGAAUCACGAGCACUGCACAUGGAUAGAGCCCACACGGGGACACGAACCAAAGUUGGGGUGAACGAAUGUCAGUCGAACACCCAAACCACAAGGCUAUCCGAUAUCGGUCUGAACGCUUUGUUCAACAGAUACACUACAUCAUAUGGCACAAUCCCCAAAUUGGCUUCGGCUUUCGCUUUCGCUUUGAACGGUAACAACCAAAUUCUCGCACACCGAUCCAAUCCUAUGUUCCAUCACUUCUCUAUUUAUGGGCCUAACUUGAACACUGAACUGACCACUGAAAAUGAUGGAAGCACUGUACAGCUGUUUGAUCCGCUAAGUGAAUCACGAGCACUGCACAUGGAUAGAGCCCACACGGGGACACGAACCAAAGUUGGGGUGAACGAAUGUCAGUCGAACACCCAAACCACAAGGCUAUCCGAUAUCGGUCUGAACGCUUUGUUCAACAGAUACACUACAUCAUAUGGCACAAUCCCCAAAUUGGCUUCGGCUUUCGCUUUCGCUUUGAACGGUAACAACCAAAUUCUCGCACACCGAUCCAAUCCUAUGUUCCAUCACUUCUCUAUUUAUGGGCCUAACUUGAACACUGAACUGACCACUGAAAAUGAUGGAAGCACUGUACAGCUGUUUGAUCCGCUAAGUGAAUCACGAGCACUGCACAUGGAUAGAGCCCACACGGGGACACGAACCAAAUUUGGGGUGAACGAAUGUCAGUCGAACACCCAAACCACAAGGCUAUCCGAUAUCGGUCUGAACGCUUUGUUCAACAGAUACACUACAUCAUAUGGCACAAUCCCCAAAUUGGCUUCGGCUUUCGCUUUCGCUUUGAACGGUAACAACCAAAUUCUCGCACACCGAUCCAAUCCUAUGUUCCAUCACUUCUCUAUUUAUGGGCCUAACUUGAACACUGAACUGACCACUGAAAAUGAUGGAAGCACUGUACAGCUGUUUGAUCCGCUAAGUGAAUCACGAGCACUGCACAUGGAUAGAGCCCACACGGGGACACGAACCAAAGUUGGGGUGAACGAAUGUCAGUCGAACACCCAAACCACAAGGCUAUCCGAUAUCGGUCUGAACGCUUUGUUCAACAGAUACACUACAUCAUAUGGCACAAUCCCCAAAUUGGCUUCGGCUUUCGCUUUCGCUUUGAACGGUAACAACCAAAUUCUCGCACACCGAUCCAAUCCUAUGUUCCAUCACUUCUCUAUUUAUGGGCCUAACUUGAACACUGAACUGACCACUGAAAAUGAUGGAAGCACUGUACAGCUGUUUGAUCCGCUAAGUGAAUCACGAGCACUGCACAUGGAUAGAGCCCACACGGGGACACGAACCAAAUUUGGGGUGAACGAAUGUCAGUCGAACACCCAAACCACAAGGCUAUCCGAUAUCGGUCUGAACGCUUUGUUCAACAGAUACACUACAUCAUAUGGCACAAUCCCCAAAUUGGCUUCGGCUUUCGCUUUCGCUUUGAACGGUAACAACCAAAUUCUCGCACACCGAUCCAAUCCUAUGUUCCAUCACUUCUCUAUUUAUGGGCCUAACUUGAACACUGAACUGACCACUGAAAAUGAUGGAAGCACUGUACAGCUGUUUGAUCCGCUAAGUGAAUCACGAGCACUGCACAUGGAUAGAGCCCACACGGGGACACGAACCAAAGUUGGGGUGAACGAAUGUCAGUCGAACACCCAAACCACAAGGCUAUCCGAUAUCGGUCUGAACGCUUUGUUCAACAGAUACACUACAUCAUAUGGCACAAUCCCCAAAUUGGCUUCGGCUUUCGCUUUCGCUUUGAACGGUAACAACCAAAUUCUCGCACACCGAUACAAUCCUAUGUUCCAUCACUUCUCUAUUUAUGGGCCUAACUUGAACACUGAACUGACCACUGAAAAUGAUGGAAGCACUGUACAGCUGUUUGAUCCGCUAAGUGAAUCACGAGCACUGCACAUGGAUAGAGCCCACACGGGGACACGAACCAAAGUUGGGGUGAACGAAUGUCAGUCGAACACCCAAACCACAAGGCUAUCCGAUAUCGGUCUGAACGCUUUGUUCAACAGAUACACUACAUCAUAUGGCACAAUCCCCAAAUUGGCUUCGGCUUUCGCUUUCGCUUUGAACGGUAACAACCAAAUUCUCGCACACCGAUCCAAUCCUAUGUUCCAUCACUUCUCUAUUUAUGGGCCUAACUUGAACACUGAACUGACCACUGAAAAUGAUGGAAGCACUGUACAGCUGUUUGAUCCGCUAAGUGAAUCACGAGCACUGCACAUGGAUAGAGCCCACACGGGGACACGAACCAAAGUUGGGGUGAACGAAUGUCAGUCGAACACCCAAACCACAAGGCUAUCCGAUAUCGGUCUGAACGCUUUGUUCAACAGAUACACUACAUCAUAUGGCACAAUCCCCAAAUUGGCUUCGGCUUUCGCUUUCGCUUUGAACGGUAACAACCAAAUUCUCGCACACCGAUCCAAUCCUAUGUUCCAUCACUUCUCUAUUUAUGGGCCUAACUUGAACACUGAACUGACCACUGAAAAUGAUGGAAGCACUGUACAGCUGUUUGAUCCGCUAAGUGAAUCACGAGCACUGCACAUGGAUAGAGCCCACACGGGGACACGAACCAAAGUUGGGGUGAACGAAUGUCAGUCGAACACCCAAACCACAAGGCUAUCCGAUAUCGGUCUGAACGCUUUGUUCAACAGAUACACUACAUCAUAUGGCACAAUCCCCAAAUUGGCUUCGGCUUUCGCUUUCGCUUUGAACGGUAACAACCAAAUUCUCGCACACCGAUCCAAUCCUAUGUUCCAUCACUUCUCUAUUUAUGGGCCUAUCUUGAACACUGAACUGACCACUGAAAAUGAUGGAAGCACUGUACAGCUGUUUGAUCCGCUAAGUGAAUCACGAGCACUGCACAUGGAUAGAGCCCACACGGGGACACGAACCAAAGUUGGGGUGAACGAAUGUCAGUCGAACACCCAAACCACAAGGCUAUCCGAUAUCGGUCUGAACGCUUUGUUCAACAGAUACACUACAUCAUAUGGCACAAUCCCCAAAUUGGCUUCGGCUUUCGCUUUCGCUUUGAACGGUAACAACCAAAUUCUCGCACACCGAUCCAAUCCUAUGUUCCAUCACUUCUCUAUUUAUGGGCCUAUCUUGAACACUGAACUGACCACUGAAAAUGAUGGAAGCACUGUACAGCUGUUUGAUCCGCUAAGUGAAUCACGAGCACUGCACAUGGAUAGAGCCCACACGGGGACACGAACCAAAGUUGGGGUGAACGAAUGUCAGUCGAACACCCAAACCACAAGGCUAUCCGAUAUCGGUCUGAACGCUUUGUUCAACAGAUACACUACAUCAUAUGGCACAAUCCCCAAAUUGGCUUCGGCUUUCGCUUUCGCUUUGAACGGUAACAACCAAAUUCUCGCACACCGAUCCAAUCCUAUGUUCCAUCACUUCUCUAUUUAUGGGCCUAUGUAA